UUCAUUUCAUUGACCCUUCACUUAACCGAUCCCAACACCACCAUUUAUUCACCUAUUUGAUUAUUCUUCCUCUACUCCCCCCCCUCCCUCCUUCCUACCUCCCUUCCCUCUCGCACCACCACCUUCUUCAUCUUCAACAUCAAACCAUUCCAUCCUUCAACUUCAACUCCCGCAAGCUCAAGAUCACGCAAAGACAAGAAGGAUCUUUCAACAAUGGGUUGCUGCAUGAGCGCCCAUGACCGACGACGCUCUGCUCCAUCUUCCUCAGGUCACAAGAGAGCCCAGGUGAAGUCCGCCGAGUGCAGAGCUCCACCUCCUUCCAUGGACGAGGAGACCGUCAAGGAAGUGCUCUCCGAGACACCCACUUGCCCGAAGAAGCCUAAACCCACGCCCGGGGGCGCCCGCGAAGCCGAAUGCCCGGCGGCUCUCGCGAGGCACGAGAAGGGCCCGGCCGCCCUCGCCGCCGACGAGGCGUCCGAGGAGGUCUCGGAGGUUUGCAGCCUGAGCGAGAGCGUGUCCACCGCCACGAACCUCACCGACGACGGCGGGAGUGCCGUCCACGUCAAACCGAGGGGGGGCAACAGAUCCCCCGCGAAGCCCCGGGGCCCGGCGGCCAAGUCCCGGUCUCUCUCCGGCGACGUUGGGGGUCGCGGCGAUCGCGGCAGCAGAUCUCGGGUGCCCGGCAACUCGCCCGCCAGGCGGUCGGACCGGUCUCCGGCUAGUGUCAACCCGGGCGGGUCGCUGAGGAUGGUCCAGGGCAGAGAACCGGGUUCGUUCCGGGCAGCGCCGGUCCGCGGCGGGCGGGCGGACCCGGGAGAGAGGUCCGGGAGGAGGUCGAGGUCGCCGGCGCCGAGCCGGGGCGCCGCCGGCUCGGCAGGACCAGCGGUGGGACGGACCCUGUCCGCUCGGAGGACGAACCCAUCUCCGGGGCGGGCCACGCCGGGUCCGGCCGAGGGCAAGAACCGGGAGGCGCGCGGCGGUGGUGGCGGCAAAAGGAUGAGCAGCGCCAACGAGUCCCUCGAAAACCCGCUGGUUUCUUUGGAGUGCUUCAUAUUCCUAUGAAAAUUGCAAAGAUGCCCCCCAAAGAUAUUUACAUUUUCGCGCCAUCCCCCCUUUUCCUUUUCAAUUUCACCCCACUUUUGUCUAUUUUUCACCCCUCUUUUGGGCAAUUCUUUUUUUGUGCUUCAGAAUAUGUAAAAUACGCAAGUCAACUCCGAGAGGUCAAUUUGUGGAUAUGGGAAGAUUGUGACGCAACUAAAUUGACCUCAA
Messenger RNA from Syzygium oleosum, 1269 nucleotides. RefSeq lists its product as uncharacterized. The transcript has a single exon. The record is from RefSeq and is a predicted model, not a curated record. Lineage: Eukaryota; Viridiplantae; Streptophyta; Magnoliopsida; Myrtales; Myrtaceae. The coding region runs from base 214 to 1062 and encodes 282 amino acids.